This is a messenger RNA of Drosophila innubila, 1536 nucleotides long. It is a transcript of the gene ICA69, whose product is annotated as islet cell autoantigen 1. Gene Ontology annotation, biological process: regulation of transport. Bases 94 to 1356 code for a protein of 420 amino acids. The transcript is spliced from 2 exons. Gene Ontology annotation, molecular function: protein domain specific binding. The record is from RefSeq and is a predicted model, not a curated record. Lineage: Eukaryota; Metazoa; Arthropoda; Insecta; Diptera; Drosophilidae. Gene Ontology annotation, cellular component: Golgi apparatus.
ACUGAAUUUUGCGUCGGCGCAGAAAGUUGACUUUGUCUGCUUUUUUUUCUCAGCAUAAGUUUUUUCAGCUUUCAGUAAAAUUGAAACGAAAAUAUGUUAAAGUCGGAAGUACAACACCAAUACUGGAUAACCAAAAAGGUGGUGCAACGCAAGCUGGGCAGCAAGGAGGACAAGCACAUCAUAUCCUCCGAUGCGGACCUGGAUGCCAAAAUCGAGGUGUUCAAAUCGAUAAGCGACACCAGCUCGGAGCUAUGUAAAAUCAUUGACCAGUACCAGGAGCGUCUCUGCAUAUUGUCGCAGGAGGAGUGCGUGUUCGGGCGCUUCCUCAAGGAGGCGGGCAAGCGCAGUAAAACCACUGGUGGCAGCAUCACCAACACAGGCAAAGCCAUGUCCUUUGCAGGACAACAGCGUAUGUGCGUCCGUGUGCCGUUAUUGCGACUGCAGCACGAGGUGGAUGUGUAUCGCUGUCGCGCUGUCAAGGACACGGAACUCACAUUGCAAACGAUGGAAAAGGAACGCACCGAAUAUCGUGCUGCAUUGUCCUGGAUGAAGCAUACGGCCAGCCAGGACAUGGAUCCGGACACGGGCAAGGGACUCGACAAAUUUCGCACCGCUCAGGCUCAUGUGCGUGCCGCCAAGCAUAAUUUUGAUGGCUACUCCAUGGACUCCAUACAAAAGAUUGAUCUGCUGGCCGCCGCACGUUGCAACAUGUAUUCCCAUGCUCUGGUCGCCUACCUGGCGGAGCUGAAGACCUUUGCCCAGAAAGCCGCCUCCACAUUCCAGACCAUUUCCAAUGCCCUUGUGGUCAAGCCCAAGUACGACUUCUGUGUGCUCAAGGAACUGUCCCAGAACGAAGGCGCCGCCGACGACGAAGACCCAAAGGACGUGGCGCCCAUUGAAGCAGUCGAUAAAGAUCAAUCCCUGUUCUUUGCGGAUGAGUAUCAGGAUAAACCCGAGUCCAAAUCGCAGCCGCCCACUGAAACUACGCCCAUGUCACCCGCGUCUCCUGCCUGUGGUGACAACGAGUCCUUGCUCAUUGAGCUGUCCAAGCAGCUGGAGGAGAGUCCGCUCAUUGAGGCGCCGCUGACGGAUGCCCCAUUGCUGGACACCGCUAGCAGCAACAACAACAACAACAAGUUCUGGGCACGCAUGUUUACCCAACAACAACAACAACAAACGCCGAUGCCAAGCAGCAUGACGCCCACUGCUGCCGCUCCAGCAUCGGCUCCUGCUCCAGCCAAAGCGAGCAGCAAUAAUCCCUGGCUAGAGUUAUUCGCAGACCUUGAUCCUCUCGCCAAUCCUCAAGCGUUUGACUUGAAAUUGAGCGGAGGACGUCGCGUUGCAGAGCAAACAUAAAAUUGGACAUUUGUCGUGGUCAGACUCGAGGUUUCCAGUGUGAAUCAUCUACAAGAACAACUAAAACUAGAGCUGUAUUAAUAGUUUAAUUUUUCCAGUCACACUAUUAAAAGAAAGUCUUAGCUUUUCGCAUUGAUCUUAACUAUUAUGAUUUUUAAAAUAUUAAUUAUUCUUUUUAUU